AUGGAAGCUCGAUAUCACAUACAGAACUUUACCGACGGAUCAGCGACCGAACCUCACUGGGGAUAUGCCGACCGGAUCGUACCCUGUACGAACGAUGCUGGGUCAUGCGAGUACCUGGACGUGGUAUAUCACUCACACGAUCUGGGUAUGCUCUAUUCCGGUAUUUUGUGGUCAGCCAUCAUUGGUGGUUUGUUAUUGUGGGGUAUAAUACAUCGAAGUCACACUUCCAAUCGAAUCACACGGACGAUCAAUACCUUCAUUCGUAAGAGGUUAUUACCCGAUAUCAAAUUUGGAUUUGGACGAUAUUUCUUUGGUAGAACUACGAGAUUACAAGUUCUAGUCUUAGCUUGUCUGACAGUUUAUCUCACGAUAUUCUCGUUUGUUGGAAUAAGGUAUAAGAUAUGGAAAACUCCUGUGAAGAAUUAUCCGGAUUUACACAAUACUCGAUCAAGUAUUGGACCAUUCGCGGACCGUGUCGGUAUACUGGCCUAUGCUCUUACACCCUUAUCGAUCUUACUGGGAUCAAGGGAAUCCUUACUUUCAUUAGUGACUGGUGUUCCAUACCAACAAUUCAACUUCCUUCAUCGGUGGUUAGGUCAUAUAAUCUUACUUCAAUCUAUCGUCCACACGAUCUUCUGGUCAAUUGUCGAGAUUAAACUAUACCAACCUCAACCAUCCACAGCUAAAUCAUGGAUAACUCAGACAUACAUGAUAUGGGGUGUAGUAGCGAUGAUCCUCUUAUUGCUCUUAUGGGGUUUAUCAUUAGAAUGGUCAAGAAGGAAAUUCGGAUAUGAAUUCUUCAGAAAAGCACAUUAUGUCCUUGCGAUGCUUUAUAUAGGAGCAUGUUGGGGUCAUUGGGAAAAACUGAAAUGUUUCAUGAUUCCCUCCCUAGUCCUAUGGUUAUUAGACCGAUCGAUUAGGUUCAUUAGAACUUUCCUAAUUCAUUAUAAGAUCUUAUCAAAUGGGAAAGGGUUAUUCGAAACUAUUCAAGCGGAGAUCAAGCAUUGCGAUGAUGAAGAUGUGAUAAGGAUGGAAUUCGAUAAUCCGAAUCAACUAGAUUUCGAUAUUGGUCAACAUUUUUAUAUAUCCUUCACCGAUGCCAAAAGAGGUGUUUGGCAAUCUCAUCCGUUCACUCCAUUGAGUUUACCAGGAGAUAAACAUGUAUAUUUGAUUAGAGCGAAGAAAGGAGAAACUAGGAGAAUUAUGGGAUUAGAUACGUCGACUACCCCCAUCAUCCUUACUGGUCCGUACGGAGUGGAUAUCAUGAGAGAUUUAGGGAAUGAAGAUAAUGUUCUGUGUGUAGCUGGAGGAACAGGUAUAACGUUUGUUCUACCUGUUUUAUUACACCUUUCGAAGUAUGGUUUGACACAGGGUCGAAUGAUAGAGUUGAUUUGGGUGGUCAGACAUCAGAGGGAUACGAGAUGGAUCGAAAAUGAAUUGGAAGAAUUGAGGAAAGAUGGAAAUAUCAAAGUAACAAUUAAAGUGACCAGAGAAAUCGCCAUACCCUCUUCUUCCACUGGUACAGGUACUUCUACACCUACUGCUGGAAGCGUUUCAUCGAAAGAUCUAGAUGGAUUGCAGCAGAAUCAAGAAGAUGGUAAUGGUGCUAUGUUAUCUGUAUCGUAUGAUAAGGAACUUUAUGCGGAAUGUCCUUGUAAUCCACCCGUCUACACUUCUUCCUCCUCGUCUUCAACUACACCGCAACUUUUAGAUCGAACUCAGGGCAAGAGCGGUAAAAUUGUAGAUGCUGAGAAAGCCAUAGAAGAAGGUAUCGAACCUCAUCAUCGACCGGAUCUCCGAAAAGCCGUGAAGGAGUUUGUGGGAAGAACAAUCAAUGGACCUACUGUGGUGUAUGUUAGUGGUCCAGGAGGGAUGAUUAGUGAUGUUAGGGAUGAAGUUGCGUUGUGUAAUGAUGCAGGCAGGCUAUGGGAUGGUGAAGAACGAGCAGAGGUCAGGUUGAUAUAUGAUGACAGAUUAGAAUAG
Kwoniella botswanensis is the source of this 1983-nucleotide messenger RNA. RefSeq lists its product as uncharacterized. The record is from RefSeq and is a predicted model, not a curated record. The coding region runs from base 1 to 1983 and encodes 660 amino acids. Gene Ontology annotation, cellular component: plasma membrane. Gene Ontology annotation, biological process: iron ion transport; intracellular iron ion homeostasis; copper ion import. NCBI's taxonomy places the organism in Eukaryota, Fungi, Basidiomycota, Tremellomycetes, Tremellales, Cryptococcaceae. Gene Ontology annotation, molecular function: ferric-chelate reductase activity. The transcript has a single exon.